Molecule: messenger RNA, 816 nt
Organism: Orcinus orca (killer whale)
Lineage: Eukaryota; Metazoa; Chordata; Mammalia; Artiodactyla; Delphinidae
Product: 2'-5'-oligoadenylate synthase 1-like
Exons: 5
Coding region: 1-816 (271 amino acids)
Biological process (GO): regulation of ribonuclease activity
Cellular component (GO): cytosol; membrane; nucleoplasm
Molecular function (GO): 2'-5'-oligoadenylate synthetase activity; double-stranded RNA binding
Source: RefSeq, a predicted model, not a curated record
AUGUCCACAGGAUUUUCACCUCAUAAUAUGUUGGAGUGUAAAGGUUCCCAAGAGCUACAGAGAUUUGCAGACAAAAAAAUCCGCCCUGCCUCGGGUUCUCAGAGUGCUGCUUGUGUGGCUGAAAUCAGCGCCCUGCUCCAGCUGAUCCAGGGUUGCUUUCCGGUACCGACCUCCCGAGUCAUCCAGGGUGGUUCUUAUGUAAAGGGGACUGACACCCAAGGAUGCUCUGAGAUUGACAUUGUGUUGCUCAGUGAUGUGUUUGCCAGUGUGAACCAUUGCAAGAAACAACUGAGAGAAGGGUUGGAGACUCUGAGAGAAAACUUGAAGAGAACUUCACAUGGGAACAGACUUCACAGCCAUUCUUUUGAGAUCAUGGCCUACUAUGAUGUCCUGGGGCCUACACCCUCCACAGAUUUAAAACUUCACCUUUACCGCAAACUGUACCUCUGUAAUGACAGUGACGAGGCCCAGCUGUGUGCCUUGGCCCUCUUACCUUACCAAGUGGAUUUUGUCAAGGCAUCUGUCGUGAGGGUGAAGGAGCUCAGUCGUUUAAUGAUACAUUGGUUCAAGACAUCAUUUGCCAACACCACCAAGGAAAAUAAAUUCCGGAGACUUCCCUCCUCUUACACAGUGGAGCUCCUCACCAUAUACAUCUGGGAACGGGCGGAGAAGCCCCUGUUCUUCAGCCUGGUACAGGGAAUCAGGGCAGUCCUCAAACUUCUUGUUCGAUAUGCAGAAAUCGACGUUGUUUGGCACAGACACUAUCAUCCCAAGUUCCCCAUUUUUGUAAAGGUUAACCAGAAGCACACAAGGUAA